This is a messenger RNA of Macrosiphum euphorbiae (potato aphid), 405 nucleotides long. The record is from the annotation of a GenBank genome assembly. Lineage: Eukaryota; Metazoa; Arthropoda; Insecta; Hemiptera; Aphididae.
AUGUCUUUAAAACCAUAUAGUUUUGAGCCAAAUGUUAGUGACAUUGAUAGUUUUGAACCAAAUUAUUCUGUAUCUUUAUGUUUACCAAAUGUUCAGGGAAGAGCCCAAGUAGAAGUAAAUGAGUGGUAUGAAGAAAUAUUGAAUAUUACUCGCCAACAGAUGAUUAUGAAAACUAAAAAUAAAUUGAAGAAAAAGCAGUUGAGCGCGUUAGAAGUACCGAAUAAAACAUGGAGAUAUAUUUGUUAUGUUCAGUUUACUCAUUGGGUUAAUUCAUGGACUUCAUUGGGAAAAGGAGUCAGAGUUGUCAUUCCUGCAUGUGUCAUAAACAAAAUAAGAAAUAAGUACCCGGAAAAAGAUGGACUGUAUGUUGGUUUCAAAAAAUCAAAUACAUAUUUACCCUCGUAA